Messenger RNA from Setaria italica (foxtail millet), 1798 nucleotides. RefSeq lists its product as uncharacterized. The transcript has a single exon. The coding region runs from base 400 to 1569 and encodes 389 amino acids. NCBI's taxonomy places the organism in Eukaryota, Viridiplantae, Streptophyta, Magnoliopsida, Poales, Poaceae. The record is from RefSeq and is a predicted model, not a curated record.
GUCUUCUUGUGCACAUUGAUUUAUAGAGAGAAAAAAAAGCAGCAGUAGCUCUUUGGCUACGGUUUUUUUGUAAAAGAAAACGGUAAUCACCCACUAAUGCCAGGCUGAUCUGCUUGCCUGCGCCAGGCUCCAUCCAGGCACACGCGCAACAUCGAUGCUCAGGAGCCAGGACAAGUCAAAGGCAGCGCUCCGGCCAGGCAACUGUCUGUUGGCAACCGGGGCAUGGUGUACACGUGGAAGGGAGGGGGAGCGCUUCAUUAACUAUUCCGGUAGUGGCGGGUCCCACACUCCACUCUCCGCUCCACAUUCCACUCCCCACUCUGCCUCCCCGCCGUUGAGCUAGGCUGCUUCUUUCGGUUCUUCCCCGCCGCGGCUGCCGUACGGUCCGUUUCCACGGAGAUGGAUGGGAGCGGCGGCAUCCCGCUGACCCAACCGCCUCCCGCCAAGGAGGCCGACGAGGCCGCAGCGGCACUGGCCCUCACCAAGCGUGCCCGCAAGAGGAGCAGGUACCUCUCCCCUCCCUACACCGACACUGAUGUCCAGGAGGGGGGUGUCGCCGGGGAGGAGGAGGAGCCGCCCGAUGUCUCCGCCGCGGCGGCGCUGUCCGCUCUCCUAGACGCCGCGCUUUGGCAUGGGCAUGGGGUGGAUCCGGCGGCCCUCCGUUUCCUGGCGCUGCACAGGAGCAGGAAUAGGACCACCGCCACCGGGACCUUCGACAAUCACCCCGGUCCCCGUGCCGCCGCCGCCGCCGGCAGCUCACACGACGGUGGUACCAAGAAGCACUCAUCACCUGGUGGUGGUGGUGGUGGUGGUGUCGGCCACACGAAGCUCAACCUCAGCGCAGGCCCUGCCAUGCCCGGGCCUGUUGACGGAUCCCCUGCCCUGGCCAAGAAGAAGAAGAAUCCCAACGCAGAUGGCCCAAUGCAGGAUGCUGCAGCAACGGUACAAGCACAAGCUGCUGGUGAGCACACUUGGGCAUCCCAAUCGGCCAGUUUUGCUGCCAAUGGAACCUACGGCGCCGCCAAUCCUGCGCCGACGCCGGAGAGGAGGAAGAAGACGAAGUACAAGAAAAGGGCGAAGAGCGCCGGGCCGGAGCAGCAGCACUUCGGGAACCCCGUGGCGCUCGUCCUCGACUACGCGGCGGGGGCUCCUCUCCCCUCCAGAGAGCACCUCGUCUCCACGUUCCGCCGGUUCGGCCUCGUGAUCGACUCCGAGACCGCCGUCGCCCAGGACAAGCGCAGCGCGCGCGUGGCGUUCGCCACCAGGGCCGAGGCGGAGGCCGCCUUCAGCUGCGCGGGAGCCCUCGGCGCCGCGUUCGCGCCUCCGUCCGCGGUGCCGAGCCUCCAGGACCUCCCUCCCAUCGCUCGCGGCGCGCCGCCUCCGCCUCUCCCGAAGCUCCCGCUCACGGACAUCAGGAGUAACCUUGAGAUGAUGAUCGCGUCGUUGAAGGCUACGGCGGAGGCAGCGGCGAACUCGCCCGAUAACCUUGUGGGAGAAAUGCAGGGUCUUCUGGCCAAGGUUGACAAGAAGCUGCAGGGUCGUUCUGCUACCGCUGCUCAUCACCAUUAAGCUCAGCAGCCCAGCAAGUCAGCACCCAGCCUCUCCAGCAGAAUAGUUCUUUCUAGCUGCUGACCGUCAGUCUUUUGUAGUUGUAGCAUGGAUCCUAAGAUCCGUUUCAGCAGCUGUAAUCCUAGUUUCUCAUCUCAUGUAGUCCUGUAAAUGGCUGAUCCUGCUCCAUGUAGUGGUACUUUGUAGCAGAUUAUGCUCUAUAUGAAGUAUCAUUUAUCAUGCAUCGUCA